Molecule: messenger RNA, 2213 nt
Organism: Pelobates cultripes (western spadefoot toad)
Lineage: Eukaryota; Metazoa; Chordata; Amphibia; Anura; Pelobatidae
Source: the annotation of a GenBank genome assembly
AUGGCGACCACUUUCACUGGCACACAAGUUUAUCAAAGUGACUUUGAUCCUCAGAUAUAUUUAGAUACAUAUUAUGGUGCUGUAUCUGGGGUUUUCAUUAAAGAUGGAUACUUGGAGUUCAUACUGAGAAAAUUGCACUUAGCCUUUACUACAGGUAAGAAUAAUUCCAAAAAGGAUUGUACGAGAUCGAUACAUUAUUUGUUAGUUCUUUUCGGAACACGGUAAAGCAUAAUGUACUUUUGGAUUCUAGCCAUUGUGUGUUCCUCUUGUCAUAUUAAGUCCAUUUUGUUCUGUAAUACAAUAAUGAAGAAACAUGUCCAACUCAAAAAGUAAUCAUUCAUAUUGUAGCUAUUAAGGUUUUUUGAUAUAAUGAUGUAAAAGAACAAAAUAUUUAGAAACACUUUUAAAAAUCUUGUGAUGAUAGCUAAAUGACACUGAUAACAAAUUGUUUUUAUUAUUAAUAACAUCACAUAUCUAUAUUCCUUUACACUAUGCUCUGCAGUCACAAUUAAUUAAAUGUGGAGAAAAUAAAAGACAAUUAAAUUACAGUAAGUAAAGUAUAUAAUAGAGAAAAAGAAUUAGGCUGGCAAGCAGUCAAGUAAGAGUAUGUAAAAAUAUUGAAAUAAUCAAAUAUCACUAAUAUAGAAUUCAUAACAUAUAUAUAUAGAAUUCAUAACAUAUAUAUACAUAUAUAUAUAUAUAUGUUAUGAAUUCUUAGCAUAGACAAUUAAAUACUUACUGUUACCUUGGAACUAAAAAAAAUCAAUGAUUGAGAAGAUUUUAUAAAAUUUGACAAUAACUCUGUUUGAAUAUAAAAAUCUGAACAUGGUUUUGAAUGUCCUUUUUUUCUCUUUUUUGUGUUUGUUAUCUCAAACAGGGGGAGUUAAGGGAGACACCAUGAUUGAUAUUGGGCCUGGUCCAGCCAUUUACCAGGAACUGUCUGCUUGUGAAGCCUUCAAUGAGAUCACUGCUGCAGAUUUUACUGACCGCAACAGAGAGUACCUGGAAAGAUGGAGAAAGAAUGAGCCAGGGCUGUUUGACUGGACACCUGCAUUAAAGUUUGUCUGCGACUUAGAAGGACGCAGGUAGGUGACAAUGUAGCAAACAUCCACAAGAAAAAUAUUUGCUAGAUUUGGAAAUUCUAGGAUAACUGUAAUUCAAAGAAUCACAAAGACAAAGAUGCAUUUAGAAUGAGUUGAAAUUUCAACUCUUUCUUUUUCACCUGAACUUACCAACAAACUCAAGACCUAAAAUACUAAAUUCAGUACCAUGAUGGGGGGAAAUUAACACACAGAUUAAUUAUCAACGAACUGUGGAAAAAUACUCCUUUAAGAAAAUAAACAAUAUGAAGGUUUACAAAAAAUUAUGGAAUCCCUGGUUAUAUCGAUCUAAACAUCUCCUAGAAGUAAGUUAUGAAAUAUGGCAAUACCUCCCUAUUUAUCUAUUUUAAAGGAGAAAGAGUUGAGGAGAGAGAGGAGAAGGAAGAUAAAAAGAUAAAUAUCUCUCUUUUCUCUCUAUCUCCUCCCGUAGAGCAUUUAUGAGUGAAAUUAUGGAUGUAUGUUAGGUAUAAUUUUAUUGGUAUGUUUGUAUAUUGACCAGCUUUAAAUAUAACAGUCAUCGAUAUGUAUAUUGACCAAUAUAAUUUUUGUCAUAUGUUGUUGUAUGUUUUUGCAUAUUUUACUUGCAAUCAAAUUUAUAAUAAAAAAUAUAUUUAAACAAAAAAAUGAAUUCAAGUUCAUGUAACAUUUAAACCUAUGCUUGUUUGUAUUUCCAGUGGGAAGCUUGCAGAGAAACAGGAAAAACUAAGGAAGACUAUUAAGAGAGUGGUCAAGUGCGAUGUUACCAAAAGUAACCCUUUAGAUCCACUGGUCUUGCCAAAGGUUGACUGCGUUCUCACUGUAGGUUGCUUGGAAUGUGCUUGUAAAGACGAGAUGGCCUACGGAAAAGUAAUCAGAAAUCUAUCAUCUCUUCUAAAAAUAGGAGGGCACCUAAUCAUCGGAAGCAUACUGGGUAGUACAAUAUUCCGAUGUGGAUCACAGCAAUUCACUCUCAUAAACCUUAGUGAAACCUUUCUCAGGAAAGUCUUGACAGACAAUGGGUUUUCCAUUGUGGACCUAGAAGUCCUCCCAAGAGAUUAUGAUAAAGUAAUGUUUGAUAUCUGCAAUCAUACCUCUGGUAUUUUUAUCCUAGCACGUAAAAUCAAAGAGGUAUGA